Molecule: messenger RNA, 3386 nt
Organism: Rosa rugosa (rugosa rose)
Lineage: Eukaryota; Viridiplantae; Streptophyta; Magnoliopsida; Rosales; Rosaceae
Product: phospholipase D beta 1-like
Exons: 10
Coding region: 574-3135 (853 amino acids)
Biological process (GO): phospholipid catabolic process; phosphatidylcholine metabolic process
Cellular component (GO): plasma membrane
Molecular function (GO): D-type glycerophospholipase activity; calcium ion binding
Source: RefSeq, a predicted model, not a curated record
UGCCUCCUUGGAAUCGACGGUGCCGGCUCCUUGGACCAAUCGUUGACGGAGAACAAAGCCAGACUAACAAAUCUCGCAUCACAACCAACCCGCCCUUAGACUGAUGGAACCUUCCAAGUAGUGUAAACCUCAUUCAUUUUCAACUCUUCUUCUCGUUUUUUAUUUCCCGAUUAUGCUUUGAAAAUAUUGAAUCAGGGUCCACUAAUUACCCUUCAAUAAUGGCAAAGUCUGCUUCUUGUUCUUCUUCUUCUUCCUUCUUCUCCCAAUUCAAAGACAGCGACUUUAUUCAUAUUUUCAUUGUUUCUAGCCUACCCUCUUUUACUUCUUCCAUACCCAUCAUAUUCUUGUUGAAUUUGUUUACACCCUUGUGCAAGUUCUCCAUUGCUUCACCACAUCAUUAUACCCAGUUGGCUUCUUUACCUUUCCAUCAAUUUAUGCUUACCUUGUUGUGGAGGGAACAAGAAUCUUUGGGGUGUAUGUGAAUUGGGUAUUUACAUAGACCCCAAUAUAUAGUUAUAAUCAGUUUUGGAGUUCACUUGUGUUUGAUAAAAGAGGCCAAUCAGUUUUGCUGUAAUGGCUAGGCGUUACGCAGAAUCGUUGUCGUUUGGAGGGUUGUCGUUUGGAGGGUCGGGACAUAUUCAGGGACAACAACUUGUGCCGUUUCGGACAGGCAGCGUAUCUCGGAAGCUUGAGCUACUCCAUGGGAACUUGGUUAUAUUGGUCAAGGAGGCCAAAAACCUUCCUAACAUGGAUGCGUUUCACAAGACUCUGGGGGAUAUUGUUGCAAGAUUGCCUGGGACUGGUAACAACAAGAUAACGAGUGAUCCGUAUGUCACUGUGUCGGUUGCAGGUGCUGUGGUUGGGAGGACUUUUGUGAUCAGUAAUAGUGAGAACCCUGUUUGGGAGCAACAUUUUGAUGUUCCGGUUGCGCAUUAUGCUUCAGAAGUGCAAUUCGUUGUGAAAGAUAGUGAUGUUGUGGGUUCACAGCUCAUAGGUGUUGUAGCAAUCCCAGUUGAGCGAGUAUAUUCUGGGAUGAAAGUUGAGGGCACCUUUCCAAUCCUUGGUUCCAAUGGGAAGCCCUGUAAGCCUGGAGCUGUUUUGACCUUAUCGAUUCAGUAUGUUCCUAUUGAAAAAUUGACCUUUUAUGAUAAUGGGGUAGGUUCAGAUCCUGAUCAUCAAGGGGUUCCUGGUACUUACUUUCCUGUUAGGAAAGGCGGUAAAGUUACUCUGUAUCAAGAUGCCCAUGUCCCUGAUGGUUGCCUUCCAAGUAUCAAGCUUGACGGCAAUGUUGAGUAUGAGCAUGGGAGUUGUUGGCAAGACAUAUUUGAUGCAAUUAGUCAGGCCCGUCGUUUGAUAUACAUUGUGGGGUGGUCCGUGUACCACAAAGUUAGGUUGCUACGGGAUAAUAAUGGUACAACAGAUUGCAUAUUAGGUGAUCUUCUUAAGAACAAGUCACAGGAAGGUGUGAGAGUGUUGCUUCUUGUUUGGGAUGAUCCAACUUCAAGGAGCAUUAUGGGAUAUAAAACGGAUGGAAUUAUGCAAACCAAUGAUGAGGAAACUCGCCGUUUCUUUAAGCAUUCUUCAGUCCAAGUGCUACUUUGCCCUCGAUCAGCUGGAAAGGGUAGCUGGGCCAAAAAGCAGGAAGUCGGAACAAUCUACACCCACCAUCAGAAAACAGUGCUUGUUGAUGCUGAUGCGGGUCAUUCUAAAAGAAAGAUUAUUGCAUUUGUUGGUGGUCUUGAUUUGUGCCUGGGGCGCUAUGAUACUCCAGAGCAUCCUAUUUUUAGGACUUUACAGACAGUCCACAAGGAUGACAAUCGUAACCCUACUUUUUCGGACCGUGUUGUUGGUUGUCCAAGGCAGCCAUGGCAUGAUUUGCACAGUAAAAUUGAGGGUCCAGCAGCAUACGAUAUCCUUACCAAUUUUCAGGAGCGUUGGUUAAAAGCUUCAAAACCACGUGGGAUGCAGAAACUAAAAGCUCUACAUGAUGAUGCAUUACUCAAGAUUGAGAGGAUCCCGGAAAUUAUGGGGAUGGCAGAUCUUCCUCAACUGAGUGAGGAUGAACUAGAAGCUUGGGAUGUUCAGGUUUUUCGUUCAAUUGAUUCCAAUUCUGUGAGAGGAUUUCCAGAAGACCCAAAAGAUGCUUCACGCAUGAACCUGGUGUGUGGGAAGAAUGUGCUGAUAGAUAUGAGUAUACAUGCCGCAUAUGUCAAAGCAAUUCGCGCUGCUCAACAUUUCAUUUACAUAGAGAACCAGUACUUCCUUGGAUCAUCAUAUAAUUGGACCUUAUACAAUGAUUUAGGUGCAAAUAACUUGAUACCAAUGGAAAUUGCUCUCAAAAUUGUGAAUAAAAUUAAAGCAAACGAGAGGUUUUCUGUAUAUAUUGUUAUCCCCAUGUGGCCGGAAGGUGUUCCUACAAGCAGUCCUCUUCAACGAAUUCUCUGUUGGCAGCAUAAAACGAUGCAAAUGAUGUAUGAAAUGAUUUACAAAGCUCUACAGGAGGCUGGACUUCACAAUAAAUAUUGUCCACAAGACUAUUUGAAUUUCUUUUGCCUCGGUAAUCGUGAAAAACCAAGUGGUGAAGAAAGUUCUGCUGCAAAAAAAUUAACUGAAGCAAACAAAAAAGAAGCAAACACUCCUCAAGCACUCACUCGGAAGAACCGGCGCUUUAUGAUUUAUGUCCAUUCAAAAGGAAUGAUAGUGGACGAUGAAUAUGUCAUAUUAGGAUCUGCAAAUAUCAAUCAGCGAUCCAUGGAAGGUACGCGAGAUACUGAAAUAGCAAUGGGGGCAUAUCAGCCUCAUCAUACCUGGGCAAGGAAGCUCUCAAGUCCACACGGACAGAUAUAUGGAUAUAGAACAUCACUUUGGGCGGAGCAUAUUGGUUUUCUUGAAGACUCUUUCAACCAACCAGAGAGUCUCGAAUGUGUGCAGCGGGUAAGAUCUUUGAGCGAGCAGAACUGGAGGCAGUAUGUUGCUGAUGAGAUUACAGAAAUGAAGGGCCACCUGCUGAAAUAUCCGGUUGAAGUAGAUCAAAUGGGCAAGGUGAAGCAUCUUGCAGGCUGUACAACAUUUCCAGAUGUUGGUGGCAACAUACUUGGGGAUUUUAUAGCCAUCCAAGAAAAUCUCACUAUCUGAUUCAAUCAAUCAACUCCUGUACAGUUUUACGUCCAAGUGAAAGUAUACGUCUGCCUCAACCGUUGGUCAUACAAAUAAACAACAAGUCUUGAUCCAAUUACACAUCAACUUGUCCAUUUUUUCUUUUACACCAGAAGCAGAAUUUGAACCUAGAAUAUACUUGGUAGAGGUUGGUUGACUUGUGGACAUGAAGUUUGGAAAUAAAUGUUGUGAUCUGUGAAUAUAAAUUGCCUAGAUUUUCUUGCCCCGCA